GCAUACACGUACCGCGGCUAUUUAAGAUCCAAACGUCCGUCAAUCGGUACACAAAUUGGAUCGCAGUGACUUGAAAGAGACGCUCGCAGUUUGUACUUUCGAUAACGUUACAGCGUACAAACCGCCGUCCGUCUUAAGUCCGUCACGUUAUUAUUGUCAUCAUGAAGGUUUCUUACGCAACCGCCUUGUUGUUCGCCGUCGUGGCAGCCGCUACGUCGUCGGAAGUCCAAAAGUCUACCGCAGCCGCCGCUUCCGCACCAUCAUCUGUACAAUCGCCGACGCCUUUCCCGGGACAAGGAAGCGUCCCGUACCCGGCACAGAGCUACCAGUAUACAUCCGACUACGCCGGACCAUUGGCUAAAUCUUCGUUCGGACCCAAGGCCACCGUCCCAUCGUCUGCUUUUGCCGCUUACCAACCGUACCAGCACCAUCAGCAGUACAAUUUCGGACCACACCAACAAUACUAUCCAGCUUCCGGAUACCCCGCCGCCGGACCGUACCCGACCGCGUACUCGGCACAACCAUCGACUGGCGCCGCUUACCCAACUCCGUACUCUGCUUACCCGUACCCGGCCCAACCAUACCACGGUGGCUCUUACUCGCCCUAUCCAGCUGCCUUCCCGUCGUACUACAACGGUCAAUUCGGCGCCCCGUCCGCCGCCGUCGCUCCAUACAACGGUCACUACUCGGCCGCCGCUCCGUACAACGGUCACUACUCGGCCGCCUCUCCGACCGUCACUCCGUACUCGUCUCUGCCGUCCGCUUACCAACAACAACCGCUGCAACACUCGUCGUCGUUCUAUAACAGCGGUGCAGCCGGUCAACAGUACGGCCUGUCCCAACAGUACCUCUCCCAACAGCAAUACCCGUCCCAGCAGUACCAAUCGUUCUACGGUGCAAACUCACCGGCCGCCCCCGCCGCCGCCACCGCCACUGACGCAGUCAAGGCCUCCGCCGAGAGGAAAUAAAAACGAUUGAUCAUCAUCAUCAUGGAUACCCGGCCGCAGGACUUUUGACUUAUUAUUUCACUAUACUUACUAUAAAUAUACGCGUGUAUUAUUAUUAUUUA
Messenger RNA from Rhopalosiphum maidis (corn leaf aphid), 1069 nucleotides. Its product is annotated as RNA-binding protein 14-like. Bases 162 to 968 code for a protein of 268 amino acids. Lineage: Eukaryota; Metazoa; Arthropoda; Insecta; Hemiptera; Aphididae. The transcript is spliced from 3 exons. The record is from RefSeq and is a predicted model, not a curated record.